CAUUCGACUAUCUCUACCGAAAAAAUCACUAUAUAAUUUCUACUGGGACUUCUAUGAUGUCUGUGGUACUCAGUAGUGUACAGUUACAUUAUCGAAGCUUUGUGGUAUUUUUGUAUCCCAUUUGAUUUAACGGUAAUAUUCCAUUAACCUUAUGAUAUGGAUUUAAAGUUUUGCCUUGAAAUGUGAUUUGGGAGUGCGUAAUUCCUUCUCCUUUUCUUCAAAAACUGCAUUCAUAGCUCUCACAAUGCGGACCAAAACAACAUCCUAUUAGUUAGUGUCCGGUACCGUUACGCGUUUGGAUACAGCACAGUGUAUAGUUACAUCAGAUCCUGUGUGUGCAUGUAAAUGGCCAUGCCGUAGCAGCUCCACGCUACUUUUUUUAUUCCCAGGACGCAGAAUAAUACUAAAUCCUCCUCUAGUAGGAAAGGCUGUGAUCAUAAUAAAGACGUCACCCCUCUGCUCGGGCUGUCUCAGCCAAGCCAAGUGCGCAGCUAUUUAAUUGUAGGCUACAACAACAACAACCUCUAGCACCAUGCUCCUGGACAACGUAGGGAUUUUUCUUAGAUCCCCUCGCCUUGUGGAGACGAUAUCUGCGUCAGAUCCAUAGCAAAGACACAGCGUUUUAAUUGCACUGGAUCUCUCUGAUAGAAAAGAGGGGGGACUUCAUCGCGUUGCGGGCUCUAGUCGCAACAAAUAGGACGCAAGACACGGGGAUUUGAAGAGCCAUGGACGAAACAGAAGCUCCAGCUCCGGCCACCGGUCCUGUCCCGCCAACCACAAGAUCUCAGCCGUCCUCCUAUACGGCGUCUCGCAGCCUGCUGGAGUGGAGGAGAAGGGUCAAGUCAGAGUACAUGCGCCUUCGCCAAUUAAAACGCCUUAAAAAAGCUGAGCAGGUCAAGGCCCUGUUCAUGUCCAACAGGCAAAAGAUUGAGCAACAGACAGAUAUCCUGAACGCAGAUUGGUCCAAGCUCAGGAUUCAGUCUAUCCCUCUAUCUACUUCAAGUGGAGCUCUGUCCAGCAAGAAGAUGUGCGCGGUGGAGUUCGGCUUCCCAGCGUUCAAAGCUCAGGCCAUCGCCAUGCGGCCACUCUCAACAGUCGCAGGGAUCCCCUUCAUGUACUCCUGGUCACCUCUGCAGCACAAUUUCAUGGUGGAGGAUGAGACGUUCCUCCACAACAUCCCAUACAUGGGCGACGAGGUGCUGGAACAGGACGAGGCCUUCCUGGAGGAGCUCAUCGACAACUACGACGGCGUCCACGGAGACAGAGAGGGGGGGUUUAUCAACGAUGAGAUCUUUAAAGAGCUGGUGGAGGCCCUGAGCCAGUACUCUGACCAGGAGGAAGAGGAGGAGGAGGAGGAGGAAGCAGUGGCGGAGGAGGAGGUGGAGAAGAAAGAGGAGGAGAGAGCAAUGAGGCGGAGCUCAGUGGAGGGCUCAGAGGACACCAAAGCAGGCACCGUGGCCUUCCUGAAGAGAAAGAGGAGGAGUAUUACCGAAGCGAAGGAUCUUUCCAGCAGCAAGAAGAUCCCGCACGAUAAGAUAUUUACGGCCAUCGCCUCGAUGUUCCCCUACAAGGGCACCAUGGAGGAGCUGAAGGAAAAGUAUAAGGAUCUCCUGGAGCCCCCCAGCCCAGUGAAGCUGCCUCCCCUCUGCACGCCCAACAUGGACGGGCCCUUCGCCAAGUCCGUGCAGCGGGAGCAGUCUCUGCACUCCUUCCACACGCUCUUCUGCAGACGUUGCUUCAAAUACGAUUGCUUCCUCCACCCUUUCCACGCUACACCCAAUGUUUACAAGAGGAAGAGCAAGGAGAUCCGCAUGGAGACUGAGCCGUGUGGUCUGGACUGCUUCCUGUUACAGAAAGGGGCGAAGGAGUUUGUGGAUCAGAAUAUGUUGCGUUCCCAGAGGUCUCGGCGGCGGCGGAGACAACAGCGCCCGCCCAGCUCCAGCUGUGCCGGACCGUCCGCUGGUUCUGCUGAGGAGGGCAAGGAGGGCGACAGCGACCGCGAAACCACCUCCUCCUCAGAAGGAAACUCCCGGUGCCAGUCUCCCAUCAAGCUGCGUCCAGGGGAGGAGGAGCGCGAGCAGCAGGAAGGGUGUGUGGUCCAGUGGAGCGGGGCGGAGGAGUCGCUGUUCAGGGUCCUGCACGGCACCUACUACAACAACUUCUGCUCCAUCGCUCGCCUCAUCGGUACCAAGAACUGUAAACAGGUGUAUGAGUUUGCAGUGAAAGAGGUCCUGAUACAUCGUGUUCCUUUGGAGGAUGGAGGGAUCUCUCCACAGAAGAAGAAGAGGAAACACAGGUUAUGGGCAAAGAUUCAGCUAAAGAAAGAUAACUCGUCCAAUCAGGUGUACAACUACCAGCCAUGUGACCACCCCGACCACCCAUGUGACAGCUCCUGCCCAUGUGUGAUGACCCAGAAUUUCUGUGAGAAGUUCUGCCAGUGUGAGCACGAGUGCCAGAACCGCUUCCCAGGCUGCCGGUGUAAGACACAGUGUAACACCAAGCAGUGUCCUUGCUACCUGGCCGUGAGGGAGUGUGACCCAGAUCUGUGCAUGACCUGCGGCGCGGCGGACCACUGGGACAGCAAGGUGGUCUCCUGCAAGAACUGCAGCAUCCAGAGGGGCCUGAAAAAGCACCUCCUCUUGGCGCCCUCAGAUGUCGCCGGCUGGGGCACCUUCAUCAAAGAGCCUGUUCAGAAGAAUGAGUUCAUCUCGGAGUACUGCGGAGAGCUGAUCUCCCAGGAUGAAGCUGAUCGUCGUGGCAGGAUCUAUGACAAAUACAUGUCCAGCUUCCUUUUCAACUUGAACAAUGAUUUUGUCGUGGACGCCACACGAAAGGGGAACAAAAUCCGAUUCGCAAAUCAUUCGGUUAACCCCAACUGCUACGCAAAAGUGGUGAUGGUGAACGGAGACCACCGCAUUGGGAUCUUUGCCAAACGCGCUAUCCUGCAGGGAGAGGAGCUCUUCUUUGACUACAGAUACAGCCAAGCCGACGCCCUCAAAUAUGUGGGGAUAGAGAGGGAGGUAGACGUGACUUUUCAUAACCCGUCCUGAUCGAGCGCCACCCGCUAACGCUUCUGCCCCUCCCUACAGCGUCACAUCUGGCCGAUGGGUUUCUAUGAACAGUCACUGACUUGGCCCUCUCUGCUGCACUUCCAAACAUAUUAAAGCCCCUCCCUGCUGGUAGCGUGUACUCCUGCUCUGCGAACAUUGUAUCACCUCCCUCAGAGGCAACAUUUCCCCUUACCGUCUGCUCUCUCUCACCCACCUCUCCAAACCCACCCACCUUGCAAGUCUGUGUACGCCGAGCUUGUGAAACUUAACAAUUUAGAAUGGCAAUAAUACCUACUAUUAAUCAUUAUGGCUUACCGCGCCACGGGCAUCACACCAGGCUUUCCGUUCCAUCUUGUCAAAGCAAAAAGGGUUGUGAUUACCUAUCAUACCGUGUUACUCUCUCAGUGGUUUUGUUACUGUACUUAUAGCCGGGCUUUUGUUUGACCUCUCAAUGCAUAACGCAAGCUUUUACAUUGUACCUAAUGAUGAACAGUGAAAUACAGUGCAUGUGCUGUCUCUUGGAUAAACAAACCAUUAACACAUGUUAGCCGGAGCAUUAGCUUCAGUCAAAUGCCGCUCUGUGGAGUCACUCAGUAUCGUAGUGUGAUGUUACCCUCUGACUGUCCCUCAGAAGAACUAGCCCAGGUUCUGUGGGUCAAUACGCUUCUCUGUGAGCCUUUUCUGUGGCUAGCAUCACCACCACCACAUCUCUAUGGUGAAAAAAAAAAAAAUGUUAGUGUGCAUUUAUAAUAAUGUUCUGCAAAAAUAGGCAACCGGAUGAGAAACCGACUGACUGAAUGUAAACUGUGGUUGGUGGUAGAGAGAUCUCAUUCCUCUUUUUCAUUUCACAUGCUAACAUUGAAGCGAUGCACAUCUAACAUCUAACAUCAAGUUUACAUGAUCUUGAAGUCAAAUAGACACACACACACACACACACACACACACACACACACACACACACAUACAUAAUUAAUGAUUUAACCAGUCACACAUUAAUAGUCUUCCUUAAAAAAAUCAUGUAAGUGCCAAAUGAUUCCACAGCGGCAAAGCUUGAUACAGUGUGGAUGAGUUGCAUAAUUAACAGAGCUGUGUGAACGGUAACCACUGUAAGGUUAUGAUCACAGGAGAUGCAAAAUGACAAGUAUUUGACCAAAUAUGAAAGUGCCCCACAUAUGAAUGUAAGACAUCAUUCAUCGUCUGAUCAGUUUUCUUUGCUCACUGCGUAAAGAUCUGCUGUUCACCCAGAUUUGCGUUAAUCACAACAUUACAGCCCACUUUCACAUGAGAUCUUUCUCAACAGAGAUGAGUGAAACAACAUGGAAUUUACUGCUAUGUACAGUGUAUGCCUAUAAAAAUAAACUUUAACUUUAUACAUUA
Myripristis murdjan (pinecone soldierfish) is the source of this 4427-nucleotide messenger RNA. It is a transcript of the gene ezh1, whose product is annotated as enhancer of zeste 1 polycomb repressive complex 2 subunit. Bases 726 to 3050 code for a protein of 774 amino acids. Gene Ontology annotation, molecular function: protein binding; histone H3K27 methyltransferase activity; chromatin binding. Gene Ontology annotation, cellular component: ESC/E(Z) complex; nucleus. The record is from RefSeq and is a predicted model, not a curated record. Lineage: Eukaryota; Metazoa; Chordata; Actinopteri; Holocentriformes; Holocentridae. Gene Ontology annotation, biological process: heterochromatin formation. The transcript has 20 exons.